Molecule: messenger RNA, 918 nt
Organism: Arctia plantaginis
Lineage: Eukaryota; Metazoa; Arthropoda; Insecta; Lepidoptera; Erebidae
Source: the annotation of a GenBank genome assembly
AUGGCGCAAUUAGAACAAAUCGUUUUGUUUUACGAGUUAGACGCUGUGACUCUUGUGUGGUACAGUUUUGAAGGUUCACAAUGGGAAACCGAGGAGGAUACACCUCUCCCUCUUCAUAUAGGGGACAAGAAAGAAGUUAUCGAGGAUAUCAGCGAGGAUGGUAUCAGCAACAUACAGCCCGUGGGGCACCGACCCGAGGGCGUUCCUUCGGCGGGCAGCAAUACAAAGGAACAGCAGGACAAAAAAAUUGAGAAGAGUUACACAUCAAUUGAGGAGAUUAAAGCCCAAAACGUGACUAUUCAAUCUACGGUCACUUUCUUGUCACAGAAUUACGAUGCGCUACAGGAUAGAAUCAAUCAAUUGGAGACACAACUUGUGACAGAAAGAGAAACUAAUUUGUUGCAUCUACAAAAAUUGGAAGACAAUCUUGAAAAAAUGGAGCGAGGAGCUAUGUCUACAUGUGUGGAAAUAAGAAAUAUACCAGUUAAACUUCAGGAGUCCAAGGAAUCUCUUGCUGCAAUGGUUACCAGGAUUGGUUCCCUCAUAAAUGUACCGGUGCAGGUUCAUGACGUGAGAGAUAUCUUCCGCACUCGCUUAAAGGAUGUUGAUAGCAGGUCUAUAAUAGUGGAAUUUACCACUAAUGUACUUAAAGAGAAAUUUAUUUAUAUGCAAAGGAAAUUUAAUAAGGCAAACAAACUCUCUACCGAGCACCUGAGACUUGGUGGGCCGGCUAAACCAGUGUUUGUAUCAGGAAAUCUAACACCAAAAAUGAAAAGGCUAUUCUUCCUUGCCAGAGACUUUGCAAGUAGUAAUCAAUACCGGUACUGCUGGGUUACGAAUGGCAAAAUAUAUCUACGUGAAAAACAAGGAGCUCCGCACAUUAUGAUUAAGUCUGAGUCUGACUUGCCCAAAAAGUGA